Messenger RNA from Cadophora gregata, 1893 nucleotides. It is a transcript of the gene ALR1, whose product is annotated as Mg(2+) transporter. NCBI's taxonomy places the organism in Eukaryota, Fungi, Ascomycota, Leotiomycetes, Helotiales, Ploettnerulaceae. Gene Ontology annotation, biological process: magnesium ion transmembrane transport; intracellular magnesium ion homeostasis. Gene Ontology annotation, molecular function: magnesium ion transmembrane transporter activity. The record is from RefSeq and is a predicted model, not a curated record. The transcript has 2 exons. Gene Ontology annotation, cellular component: plasma membrane. The coding region runs from base 1 to 1893 and encodes 630 amino acids.
AUGUCUGACCAAGAAAGCAACACUAGCACCAACAAUUCUGGAUACAGCACUCCUGUUCCAGAGUUGGACGAUCACAGACAUCAGAGUACAUCCGUACAGAAGCCACGCUCCAGACGUGGUACUGUUGACACCAUGCAUAGCAACUUCCGUCGCAAUUUGGGCCCGGACCUUGCACUUGUCAACCAAGGACUUUCUCCAACCAUUGCGAGAGACUUUGAAGAAGCUGUCGAGGACGGAGAAUCGGCUGGUGUCUCGCCACUUCAUUUGCGAGCAGCAUCUGGUCGCAGCCGUCGGGGUACUGUCACUACCUUAGACCCUCGAUCAGUCUCGCCUCCAAGCUCGGUUAAGGCUUUUGCAGAAGCGAGACGUCUCGAACGAGACCUAUCCGACGUCAACAAGGAGAAUCGAAGAUACGAAGAUUGCGAUCUCCAUAGGACUCUCUCGGGCGACAGCCGCCGAAGCAGACGCAGCCUCAGAAGCAGAAGGUAUACUAAUGACAAUGACAACAAUAGUAUUGCCGAUUCACGCCACACUGCUGAAGAGGAUGUGUGCUUCCCAUUGCACCCUGCCGGAGGAAAGGAUUCGCUCAACAUCAACUUUGAGCUGCUGCAAGAGUUCAUUGACGAGGAAGAGACUCGCGAGCGAACACCGCCUCAGGGCCAGCCACAGGCUCGUAUCUUCCAUGACCUACGCCCACAGAAGACUGGAAUCCCGACCAUCGUCAACUCCAAUGGUGACAUCGUUGAAGCUCCUUCUGGUAGAACCUCUCCAUUCAGUGGCAAGAUUUCUGAGGUUGAGUUGGAUGAGAAGUCUACAGAGCCGCGACUAGAGAACCGAUUUGAAUUCUUUUCGACCCUGGGAGAGUCUACCAUCCAUGCCGCUGAGUUUGGUGACUUGGUUCUACCCGGAGAAGACGUUCGGAGCCUGUUUACUUUGCCUCCAACCACUGAUGAUGAGGAUGGUGUCUGGUGGUUGAAUAUCAACAGCGCCACAAAGGAAGAGAUUACCACCAUCUGCCGAGCUUUUGGCAUCCAUCCCUUGACUAUCGAAGAUAUUCUUACUCAAGAGGCUCGCGAAAAGAUUGAGCUCUUUCAAUCCUACUACUUCGCUUGCUUCCGAUCGUUCCAUGUCGAGGAAGAAGAAAACGGUGGACAAGAUUAUGAGCCUUUCAAUAUCUAUGUUGUUGUUUUCCGCGAGGGAACUCUCAGCUUCAGCUUCGCACCCAACCCACACGCUGUCCAGGUCAGGCAAAGAAUCACCAAGCUUAAGGAUUUUGUUGCUUUGAGCUCUGACUGGAUCUGCUAUGCCCUCAUUGAUAACAUCGUUGAUUCGUUCGCUCCAAUCAUCAACAGGAUCGAGCGCGAAGCUGAUGUUAUCGAAGAUGAGGUUUUUAUUUCCCGCAACGAUGAUAUGCAGACCUUUCUCCGCAAGAUUGGUAUGGCGCGGAAAAACGUAAUGGGUCUCAUGAAAUUAUUGGGUGGCAAAGCAGAUGUCCUUAGGGGUUUCACCAAGCGUUGCAAUGCCAACUACAGAGUCACUCCUCGAAUGGAUAUAGGCCUCUACUUGGGCGAUAUCCAGGAUCACGUUGUCACUAUGAUGACCAACUUGGCACAUUUCGAGAAGAUGCUCUCCAGAUCCCACAGCAAUUACCUCGCUCAGCUGUCCAUUGAGAACAUCGAACAAGGCAACAACUCUAACAGAGUCCUCAGCAAGAUCACCAUGCUUGCCUCGAUCCUCGUUCCCCUCAAUUUAGUAUGCGGUCUGUUCGGCAUGAACGUGGCUGUUCCUUGGAAAGACUCUGAGAGCCUUGGGCCCUUCUUCGGCAUCCUGGGAUUCUUGGUACUUUUCACAGUCCUAGCUCUUGGCGUUGCAAGGAGAUUGAGAUACAUCUAA